AUGGAUCCAGCUGAAGAGCAGAAACAGGAAAUAGAAAUCCUUAAAACAAUCUAUCCUGAGGAACUCGAAAUACUGUCCGAUACAGAGUUUACGAUUAACCUUCUAUUGGAUGUCGAGAGUGAAAGAAAGCAUGCCGUGAAAUUACACAUUAGAUAUCCAGCCACGUAUCCGGAGGUGGUCCCCGAGCUUUGGGUGGUGGCAGGAGAUACCAAUGCUGAUGAUGAAAAGAACGCAGAAGUGGAAAAAGAAAUUGAAGAAGAAGAAGAAGACACAGAUCUUAAAGAUUCACAACGGGCACUUAACCUAAUCGAGACCAUCGAGCUCGACAAGAAGGACAUAGGCGAGCUGUCGGACAAGUUGGAUGAAGAAGCUAAAAUGAAUAUAGGCAUGCCCAGCGUAUUCACUUUAGCAUCUGUGUUGAAAGAUGAUGCCGAACAAAUGUUCAAUAAGAAACUCGAGGCAGAGACUCAAAAGUUAGAACAGGCACGGGUGUCAAGAGAGAAGCAGGAGCAGAAGAAGUUCAUUGGAACAAAGGUCACGAGGGAAAACUUCGAGGCAUGGCAAGUGAAAUUCCGCAAGGAAAUGGGAAUAAAGGAGAGGAAGGAGAAGAGAUUCGAGGAAAUACAUCAGGGAAAGCUAACUGGAAAGGAGAUCUUUGAGAGAGGUCUAGCUGGAGAAGAAGGCGGUGAGCCACAGGUGGCUGCAGAUGAUAUUGCAGGCAUGGAGUCUGUUACUGAAGGGGUGAAGAACACAUCGAUAUAA
Molecule: messenger RNA, 762 nt
Organism: Brettanomyces bruxellensis
Lineage: Eukaryota; Fungi; Ascomycota; Pichiomycetes; Pichiales; Pichiaceae
Exons: 1
Coding region: 1-762 (253 amino acids)
Biological process (GO): cytoplasmic translation
Molecular function (GO): protein binding
Source: RefSeq, a predicted model, not a curated record